AUGAGCACAACGAAUUCAUUCCCCACUCCCGCCAGCAGUGUGAGUGGUCAUCCUGCAAAUGCGACUUCGGUGGAGGAUGUGGAUCAGGGGAGAAAAUCUUUCAGUAUGGGGAUGCAGGACUCGGCAGAAAACUCGGGAGCAAGUCCCGCUCAGCAACCAGCACAGCACAGAGCGACCGACCACGAUCGGCAGUCUUUGCCAACAGACAGCACUAACGAUUUUGCCACCGGGCAGGGUCCGCACUCGACAGACCCCGACGCUAUGGAUGUAGAUACAGACCCGACUCACCAGGCAAACACCCUCGGUCUCAGUCUGGAUUCUCUUCAGAAAGAGCUAACCUCGGCUUUUCAUCUUUGCAAGAGCUCUCCGAUCGUUACUGGUCCAGACCCUUCAGUGGAUCUCGUUUCUCUCUAUGGGUUAGGCUCAAUCGCGCACUCGGUAGCACGCAUGGAUCCCGUGACGGGAGAGAAAAUCAACCGCCUCCGGAAAUCAUACGAGGGAAAGCUGAAAGGAUUGGGACUCGCUGGGCGGAACAAACCCCUCAAACAGGAGAUUGGCGCUCCUGGCAGUCUGAGGUACAUGACCCUAUGGCCCGAAGAGGAAUGGCAGAACCAGAAGGUGCAUGGCAAACCCAUCAAGACUUCUGACAUGGAUUCGGCGCUACAAAAUCUUCAAUCGCGAGCCAUGCAAAUGGAACCAGGACCGAUUCCUAAUAACGAUUUCUGGGAAGAUAUCUUGGGUCACGAAAAGCCGGCCAAGAAUCCAGCACCAGGCGAGACUGGCAAGAAGGCUGCCCCAGCUCCAACUGCCGGUCGCCCCUCUACUCAAUCCUAUGCUGCAUCUCCACGAUCACAGGAAGCGGAGCGACCACGGCCUAGCAGGGGUCGGAAGAGACAUUACGAUGACAAUAGCUUUGCCGGCUAUGGUGAAGGGUUUGUGGAUGAUGAUGAUGACCCCGGAUUCUACUCGAACGGCGAGGGAACUGGGAAGAAGAAACGCAAGAAGGACCACGUCGCUAAGGUGUCAACCCCCAUGUCCGAAAGAAGCGCUAGCUACGGGGUAGGCAUGUUCGGCAUCGGGGCCAGAUGA
Penicillium robsamsonii is the source of this 1089-nucleotide messenger RNA. RefSeq lists its product as uncharacterized. The record is from RefSeq and is a predicted model, not a curated record. Gene Ontology annotation, molecular function: transcription coregulator activity. Gene Ontology annotation, cellular component: mediator complex. Gene Ontology annotation, biological process: regulation of transcription by RNA polymerase II. Lineage: Eukaryota; Fungi; Ascomycota; Eurotiomycetes; Eurotiales; Aspergillaceae. Bases 1 to 1089 code for a protein of 362 amino acids. The transcript is spliced from 3 exons.